CGGAGGGAGGUGCGAUGGGCGGCGCGUCCCGCGGAAGUCUCGCAAGAUGGCGGCGCCCCCGGACAUGGAGCUUUCGCCAGCCCUCAGCCUGGAGCUGCUCCCCACCGACCCGCUGCUGCUCAUCCUCAGCUUCCUCGACUACCGGGAUCUGGUGAGUUGCUGCUAUUUGAAUCGAAGAUUAAAUCAGCUAUCAAGCCAUGACCCACUGUGGAAAAGACACUGCAAAAAAUACUGGCUCAUUACAGAGGAGGAGAAAACCCGACGGAAUCAGGGCUGGAGAGCCAUCUUCAUCAGUACCUAUUCUGAUUUAGGAAGGUACAUCCAGUAUUAUGCCACGCUGAAAAAAGCCUGGGAUGACCUGGAGCAGUACUUGGGGCAGUGGUGUCCACGCAUGAUCGGCUCUUUGAAAGAGAGUGUGAGGGAGGAAGAUCUGGAUGCUGUGGAAGCACAAAUCCACUGCAAACUGCCCGAUGACUAUCGGUGUUCAUUCCGUAUCCAUAAUGGACAGAAGUUGGUUGUUCCAGGCCUGAUGGGAAGCAUGGCCCUGUCGAACCACUACCGCUCCGAAGAUCUGCUGGACAUUGACACGGCAGCUGGUGGCUUCCAGCAGAGGCUGGGGCUCAAGCAGUGCCUGCCCCUGACCUUCUGCAUCCACACUGGCCUCAGUCAGUACAUGGCCCUGGAGAGUGUGGAGGGACGGAAUAAAUACGAGAUCUUCUAUCAGUGUCCAGACCAAAUGGCUCGCAAUCCAUCUGCUAUUGUUAUGUUCAUUACAGGUACAUCUUACUUGGAAUGGUUUACAUCCUAUGUAAACAAAGUUGUCACUGGAGGUUAUCCUAUCAUCAGAGACCAAAUUUUCAGGUAUGUGCAUGAUAAAGAUUGUGUUGCUACCACAGAAGAUAUCACUGUGUCUGUGUCCACCUCUUUUCUACCUGAACUCAGCUCUGUACAUCCACCACAUUAUUUCUUCACUUACAGAAUCAGAAUUGAAAUGUCCAAAGAUGCCCUUCCUGAGAAUAUCUGUCAGCUGGAAAGUCGAUACUGGAGAAUAACAAAUGCCAAAGGUGAUGUGGAAGAAGUUCAAGGUCCUGGAGUAGUUGGAGAAUUCCCGGUUAUCAGCCCUGGGAAGGUCUAUGAGUACACCAGCUGUACCACGUUUACCACAACCUCUGGGUACAUGGAGGGCUACUACACCUUCCACUGCCUCUCCAACAAGGACAGAUUCUUUAAUGUCACAAUCCCUAGGUUUCAUAUGGUGUGUCCAACCUUCAAGGUGUCUACAGCAUGAACGGCAACAAAUCCUAAUGAAUCUGCAGUGGAUGAAGACCAAGAUUCCACAGGCACUGAUGACUCCUGAGAUCCACGUAGAGUAUUGGACAUUGCUGCACCCUCUGGAUGCUGCAGCUGGAUUUUCUCCCAAACAAACUGUUUGCAUAAGCUGAAUUCUUUGGGGCUAGUGCAUAGGAACAUUUCUGACUGUUGUAAAUGAACUCUGUUGCACAUCAGGACAACUAGCAUGAAUGUUGGUGCCAGUUCUCAUAUUCAUUAGAGUAUAAGUUAUAUUUUCCUGAUUUGGAAGCAGGGGAAGAGGGAAGAAAAUGGGGAGGGAGAGGAAGAAGAAUGUGUUCACUAUUUUCUGAGGUGUCGGACAGCUUGAUAGUCCAAGGUACUCAUAUCUUACAUUUUUAAAGUAUUGCCUACUUAUCAUCAUACUGCAAAUGUGGUGUGUGGAUUUGGUUUAUACAAAGCAUUAAAAGGGUGUAUCCUGUUGUCCUUUCUCGCCAGCUUCUGCUCUGGAUAUCUGCUGCUAAGAAUGAAACUUGCAGUUUGGUCUGAAUGUCCCAUUUGGGUGAGAUUAGGUGCUGUUAUGCUAUUUUUUCUUUUAAUUAACACAGUAACAGCAAAAAAUUCCGGUCAUCAAAAUGUACGAAUUAGGAGUGAAACUGGCCUUAUUUUUAGACAAUCUCUUGUCAGAUGGAUUUUAUGCUAAGUGACUGACUCUGAGAAUGCCUCUGGGAAUGUAGUGUCCAUGCAUAAUCUGCCACUCGUUAACUAAGGAAUUUCUCAAUGACUACAGAGUAUGGAUUUGUAAAUAUGUUCUGAGGGGUUUUUCCCUGUUACAUGAUGUUUGCUGUUGUCAUAGGUGACAAAUUUAUGUUAUGUAUCAUGUUUUCCUGAGCCCUGGAUG
Molecule: messenger RNA, 2188 nt
Organism: Ficedula albicollis (Collared flycatcher)
Lineage: Eukaryota; Metazoa; Chordata; Aves; Passeriformes; Muscicapidae
Gene: FBXO3
Product: F-box protein 3
Exons: 11
Coding region: 47-1288 (413 amino acids)
Molecular function (GO): protein binding
Source: RefSeq, a predicted model, not a curated record